AUGUUCUCCACAGAGGACAUCCUGGAGAUGUACAACUUGUUUCCUCCGAUCAAUCGGUCUCUAUCAGAAAAGUCCGAAGAACUUCCCCUACUGAUCCAAACCAAUAGCGGGUAUGGUUUUGUUACAGCGCGCAGCUUGCACCAAGAAUUUGAACGUUUGGUGGACAUGGGAGCUGCCAGAAUUUCUGUUUCAUCCGCUAGUAACGACCUCAAAGUUGACUUCAAAGUCGUACUACAGCUGGUCAAGGGAAAUCCUGUCUUGGCUUUGUUGAGCCAAGACGGCAACAGCAUCGUUGCGAGACAAGAGCGAGACGCAAUCGUGAAGGAUAUGGUGGAAGCGCUGGCCAAGGAGCUGGUACAUAAGGCGAAAUUCACCCAGUCACACGAUCUCCACCAAGAGAGCCUCGGAAGUGUCCUCCGGAUUUCGAGUAUCAAAGAGAUUCUCGCAGAAGAUACAGACGAUUACCUGCUGAGCAAAACAUACUCGAUCGCUUUAGUUGAUGAGAUCGAUCAGAGGCUAAAAUCAGGACUAGCCAACACAGAAACAAUUGAGUUGCGAUCACAGUCACUUCCAGGAACGCCUCCGAUAUGGCUCAUACGGCAAGGCCUUGACCAGAUUUCACGCCUUGAUGAAGAGGGAAAUAAUUAUGUAUCACAAUUGUACAUCGAAAAGGAGGCUGAUGUGAUUCGUUGCAUACCUAAAAAGUCCAUAUUGAGCCAACGAGACGAACUCAUUGCUGGGUUGCAAUCAGGAGAGAUCCUCUUUCUUGAUCUAGGGCACUUUGGCCGAACUUUUGGAGAGACGUACCCAUCGUCUCAAGCCUUGGAGAAACAUUUUUCGGAGUCUCCCUCAAUCACCGUCUUAGGCGCUUUCGCAAUUUCUACGGCAAGGAUUUCCAAAGUUGCUGGUGAGGCUGAAAGCAAGCUUGGUCAUCAGGGCUACCUUGACCUGAACGCCAUUCUUCCAUUUGAGGUCCCUCGCGAAAUUGGGGGUGCUGUGCUAGACAGUGUGACGCAAAUGAUUCUAACCGCAGAAUCAGACGAUGGUAAAUCGAUUCGCCAACUCGGAAACUACCUCCUGAAAGAGGAAUCAUACAACAUUCAGCAACAAGCACUAUUGAACAUCGCCAAGGCUCAAGCUGAACGACAGUGGGAUCUACUCAAAGAAUUACCAGACAAAGAUCCCAAGUUCCAGAUGGCGGAAUUGCUAGCCUUGAUUCCAGAUGACGAACAAGUGCUACGCACCGUCGCACAGCAGAAAGAUUCUGAGAUCGCUGCCGCAGAACAUUUUUCAAGUGAGAUAUCUGAACUAGAGUCGAAGAAUGAGAACGACUUCUCUACGUUUUGGACUGAGAAGAUGUCACCACGAGUUUACAAUUAUCACGAAGGCCUAAAAUCCGUCGAUGAGGCGAAGCUUCAUGAUCAACUUGCCGACCUAUUCGCAAAUUAUCUACAGAAAGAUUUGGUACCGGACGUGCUCGCAAAAGCGCGGUCACAAGGUCUGGUGCGCAGCAGAAGGACGCGCAAGAAUGUCAACAGAUUCGAGGCAACGUUGAAGGCGAGCAAAUCCGACCUCUCUGGCAUACUCUCAACGUUUGAAAAGUUCAGCAAGAAGCAAGGUCUUCCGGAAACUGGUCCAGAAGCUGCAGAAGAGGCGAAAAAGGUAGCAAUACAGGACAUGGUGCGACGAAUGCAGAAGCCUAAGACCGAUGCACCAUCGAUGUUCCUCAGCUUAUUGGUCGUUCUUUUUGCAAAACACCAUCCAGGCGUGGUCUAUGCUACAGGGAAGUUCGCACCGAAGUUGCUCAAGCAGCUGAGGACGAAAUUGGUAGGCGAAGAGUACGAGCAGGUGGAGAAAUGGAAAGAGCAAGCGAAGGCAGGCACAUUGACCAAGGAGGAUAGAGAUUUCAUGGUACAGAUGGCAGACCGAAGAUUUUGA
Molecule: messenger RNA, 1938 nt
Organism: Didymosphaeria variabile
Lineage: Eukaryota; Fungi; Ascomycota; Dothideomycetes; Pleosporales; Didymosphaeriaceae
Exons: 3
Coding region: 1-1938 (645 amino acids)
Source: RefSeq, a predicted model, not a curated record